Messenger RNA from Cynoglossus semilaevis (tongue sole), 3472 nucleotides. It is a transcript of the gene hs2st1a, whose product is annotated as heparan sulfate 2-O-sulfotransferase 1a. Gene Ontology annotation, cellular component: membrane. Bases 529 to 1605 code for a protein of 358 amino acids. Lineage: Eukaryota; Metazoa; Chordata; Actinopteri; Pleuronectiformes; Cynoglossidae. The transcript has 7 exons. The record is from RefSeq and is a predicted model, not a curated record. Gene Ontology annotation, molecular function: heparan sulfate 2-sulfotransferase activity.
AGUUUAGAUAGUCCAAUCCGCGUUAAACAGUCAGGAAACGGUCAACGAAUGAAAACGCCAGACAGCUUGUUGGACUGUUCCCACGUCCAAUGGUUUGAGCGGUAGUAAUAACAGUCCGUGGUGGCGAACACACUAGAAGCUGGGACAGUGGCAGGCAGCACUUAAUGGAGUGGACGGAGGCGACAUAGGCUGGUGCCACAGCUCCCACACCUCGGGGGACACACGUAAUCGAUCCCAUGAGAUAUCCACCGGACAUUACGACGCUCCAGUACUCGGGAUUUACUGGAUAAAACCACCAAUAAUAAGAAUGAACACUUCGCCUUAGGUUUGAAUGAGAGCACCGGGAUAUUUAUACACAUAUAUCCACACACACUGAAGAGGAGAAAGGGCCAUGCACUGACACCCAGUCGCUUUGUAGUCAACGUCGUCGCUGUGGAUGUGCAUUGGUCGGUCCGCGGGUGCGUGCGUGUGCUUCCAGUUGCUCCUCAUCUGAGCAUGGACUGACCAAAUCCCUAUCUGGAUGAUUUGAUGGGGCUACUCAGAGUCAUGAUGCCGCCCAAGUUGCAGCUUCUGGCGCUGCUGGCGUUCGCAGUGGCCAUGUUCUUUCUGGAGAAUCAGAUCCAGAAGCUGGAAGAGUCUCGGGGAAAGCUGGAGCGAGCUAUUGCCAGACACGAGGUACGAGAGAUCGAGCAGCGCCACGCGCAGGACGGCCUGCGGGAGCGGGAGUCGUCAUCGGCGGCCGACGGCGACGACGACCUGGUCAUCAUUUACAACCGAGUGCCCAAGACGGCCAGCACUUCAUUCACCAACAUCGCCUACGACCUGUGUGGGAAGAACCACUUCCACGUCCUUCACAUCAACACCACCAAGAACAACCCGGUCAUGUCCAUCCAGGACCAGGUACGGUUUGUUAAGAACGUGACCGAGUGGAAAGAAAUGAAGCCGGCCUUUUACCAUGGACACGUCUCUUUCCUGGACUUUGCCAAGUUCGGGGUGAAGAGAAAGCCCAUCUACAUCAACGUGAUCCGGGACCCCAUCGAAAGAUUGGUGUCCUAUUAUUACUUUCUACGUUUCGGGGAUGAUUACCGGCCUGGGCUGAGACGGAGGAAACAAGGAGACAAGAAGACCUUCGAUGAAUGUGUAGCAGCCGGCGGCUCAGACUGCGCCCCGGAGAAGCUUUGGCUCCAGAUCCCGUUUUUCUGCGGCCACUACUCUGAAUGCUGGAUUGUUGGCAGCCAGUGGGCGCUGGAGCAGGCCAAAUACAACCUGGUGAAUGAGUACCUGUUGGUGGGCGUAACAGAAGAGCUGGAGGACUUCGUCAUGAUGCUGGAGGCCGCGCUGCCGCAGUUCUUCAGAGGAGCCACGGAGCUUUACAAAACAGGAAAGAAGUCCCACCUGAGGAAGACCAGCGAAAAGAAGCCGCCCACCAAGGAGUCUAUCGCCAAGCUGCAGCAGUCGUCCAUUUGGAAGAUGGAGAACGAGUUUUACGAGUUUGCGCUGGAACAGUUCCAGUUCGUCAGAGCGCACGCCGUCAGAGAGAAAGACGGGGAACUCUACGUGCUGGCGCAGAACUUCUUCUACGAGAAGAUCUACCCCAAGAACUAGAGAGACACAGAGGAAUGUGAAGGCUUUUACAGAAGAUCAAGAAAACUGGUACGAGGCUGAGACGGGACUACGGGUGACUGCUUCUUCUCUCGACGUGGAGCUGUGAGAAGACGCCGUCACAUUAGACCAGUGAACUGGACGAAGGGGCCGUGUUUUCCCCAAAUCACCCGGGCCUCCAGUCCUUUUUCACUCCGAGGUCAAAGGUCAAAGGGGCCUCUUUUGGCGGCAGCGCUGAGAGACGUCCACUCCUGACUGGCUUCAGUAUUCUGUCAUCCUUUCUCGCACCAGGUGUAUUUUAUUGCAUUUUAAUCCUUAACAAUAGUUUCUCUUUGUAUUUAAAGACAGUGUGACAUUUGAACCUGAGAGGACGAUCCCCAAACCCCAACACCGCUACUAACCUUAGAGGUUUUAAAAGUAAAAAUCUGACUACUGUGCUGUAUCGUUGAACUAACCUGCAAGACUAGGUUUUACUAAAAAAAAAAAAAACACUAUGGCCAUGGACUGCUUUCUGGAACGUGUGUAUAUGUUUUGUAUCGUAUUGGACGGGUUUUUGUUAGAUAACUCUUGUACACGUGCAUCUUUUCCCAGGGUCUCCUGGGUAACACGGAUGACUGACCUGAAGCUUUGGGUGAAGAAACUGCUGCUGUAAAUACUUGGAACUGAACUGUUUCCUCUGUUAACACACGUUUUUCAAGUCACCUCGGGCAUUAUUAUCACUGUGUACAUGUUACGGAACUUUUUAACUAUUGUUUUCGGUUAAAUGACAAAUAACAUACCAUAUUUUUGCCAACUAGGAUUUUUUUUUCACAUUUACUCCAAACCCUGCCACCAAAUCUAAAAAUACAUUUUGCUUCUAGGUUCAUCCAGUGCCCCCUAGGUGGCGCCACUGCUCUAAUUUGGUCUUACCAUCAUCUAAUGUGUACACUGCCCACAAUGUUGUCUUUCAUAUUAUAUUUUUUUUCAUCCACAGCCACCUGAAAAAAAAAGAAAUCCCUGCAGAUUUAAACAAUUACUUUAAUAUGAUGCAAUGUUUUUUUUCUUCAAGAAACUCUUUCAUACUCCACCUUUACAUACUAACAUCGCAGCUACAAAUAAAUCUGCAUUUUUAUUGUACUAUCAUGAUUGUUUUAGGUGAAAUGGUUCAUAUCACACAUUUCUCUGUAUUUUGCCAUAUCUCAAAGUGUUCUUAGGUUGGCCAGAGAUACUACUGCUGUUGUCUCCUGUACGCCCUGCACCACUUAAAUAUAUACUUAGAGGGAUUGAAAUGAUUUGAUCGUGUCCACAGCCACAGCCAAAACCUAACUUAUUUUUAAAAGCUUACCUUUCAGCAGUUGACAUCAUAAAUACUGAUGUGGUUCCUUAAAUCAAUAAUUCAAUUUUAUUUUUUUUUCCCAUGUUUUUGUUUUUCUGAAAGAGUUGGAUUGUUUGUUGUCUUUUGGGUUCCUGUCACAACGGUACGUCAUGUUGAAUGUUACAUACUGUGAAGGCAACUCUACUUGUCUUUCACACGACAGUGUUUUUCAGGAACAUGUGAAAUGGUACUACUUUUAAUGUGAGGACAUACUGUAGUUUACCUCUCAGUCUUUGUGUGCCUUCUCUACACCCGAUUUACAUAUUAUAAGAUAAGUCUUUGUUGAUUUUUGUUCAAUGGAAACAAAGGUUUGUUUUUCGGUUUCAAUUGUUUUGGAUUGCCAAACAAAUACACAUGACAUUGGAAAAAUACAGUGUGUGCAAACAGGUGUGUGUGUAAGUGUGUAUGAGAUUCUUUUUUCAACGCACUCGUGCUCAUCCUCAGGCUGGAGGCAGAUGGAGCAACGUGCAACUUGCUAUGUAUCCAGUAGAGGGCGAUAAAGAGCUAUAAAGUCUC